GUAAAAUUAUUAUUAUCAAGCGGGCACAUCUCCGCAACCCUUUUGUUUUACCAGUGGUACGAAUCCGACGAACCCGCAGUCGUCGCCUCCACAAUCAACCUCCGUUUCUCAAUCGCUUCUACACAACAAAAUCAUCGGACCGUCAUGUUUGACCGCCGGAGACGGCCACGGAGACAGCAACAACGAAGAUGAUUCGAUUUUGCAGCUGGUGAAAAUGCCGGCAUAUAUCCUCUUUUACCUACACCGAUUUUCAUCUGAUUUACAUGGCCUUCUCAAGGUUGUUAGCAGUUUCCAGCAUUAGAAGGGCAGCAAAUUCCCUUCUUCCAAUUAAAGCUAAUAAUCAUACACUCCAAUUAACAGUUGCCUUUCGCCACUCCUAUAGACUCUAUUCACAACAUAAGGUUCUCAACAGAGGCCUUUCUUGUUAUGAAUCAAAGAAAAGUUUAUGGAGUUGUAGAAAUUUUCAAAGAUUCUAUUUCAUAUCAACAAGUAGUAAAGUCUCACACCAUGCUCAAAUGGCAUGGAAAAGGUUUUCCCAAAUCUAUACCUACAAUGUGCCAAUCCAACCAAUGAAUAGAAUCACAUGUGCUAUAAGCUUUGCUUUAACUAGAUCCCAACUCAUUGCUCCUGGAAUUUUAGCCUUUUUAGUAGGAGAACUCACAUGGAAACAAAGAACAUUAGCAGAAGCAGAAGGGUUUUACAAAAAUGAUCUUUUCACUUUCACACAAGAUGGACAUGUUUACUUAACCUCAUUCGUCUUCUCUCUUAUAGAACUCAUACUCUUAUGUCUUAGAGCAAUAUACUUAGCUUUCCUCUUCACACCAUGCAUAGCCAUGGCUCCUUUUGCUGAUUCCUUUGGACCUAAAUUUCGUCUGACAUGGCUACAAUGCGUCCACCACACUUUAGAAAAAGCGGGACCCGCGUUCAUCAAAUGGGGUCAAUGGGCUGCUUCAAGACCCGAUCUUUUCCCUAAUGAUCUUUGCAUAAAACUCACAGAGCUUCAAACAAAUGCUCCAGCUCAUACCUAUGCACACACAAAGAACACUAUCGAAAAAGCAUUCGGGCGUCGAUUAUUUGAAAUAUUUGAAAACUUUGAGGAAGAUCCGGUAGCUUCCGGAAGCAUAGCACAAGUUCAUAGAGCAACCUUAAAGUUUCGCCACCCUGGACAAAAAAUCAAACCCAUUCUUGUUGCUGUUAAAGUUAGACAUCCAGGAGUUAGUGAAAGAAUCAGAAGGGAUUUCAUAAUUUUAAAUUUGUUUGCAAAAGUGUCAUCUUUUCUCCCGAAUUUAAACUGGUUAAGACUCGAUGAAAGCAUACAACAGUUUGCUGUUUUUAUGAUGUCACAAGUUGAUCUUGCAAGAGAAGCUGCUCAUUUAAGUCGAUUUAUUUACAAUUUCAGAAGAUGGAAAGACGUGUCAUUUCCUAGACCUUUAUAUCCACUUGUACAUCCUGCUAUUUUAGUGGAAACUUUUGAACAUGGUGAAAAUAUAUUGCAUUAUGUUGAUGCACUUGAUGGAAAUGUUGGAAUUAAAACCGGGCUUGCUCAUAUUGGAACUCAUGCUCUUCUAAAGAUGCUUUUGGUUGACAACUUUAUCCAUGCAGACAUGCAUCCAGGGAAUAUUCUAGUAAGGGUAACUCAGGGAAAAGCAUCAGAUACUGGGCUUUUUAAAUCAAAGCCUCAUGUAAUUUUCCUUGAUGUUGGUAUGACUGCUGAACUUUGUAAAAAAGAUAGAUUAAAUCUGAUUGAGUUUUUUAAAGCUGUUGCUCUUCAAGAUGGACGUGCUGCUGCAGAACAUACACUUAAAUUUUCAAAACAUCAAAACUGCCCGAAUCCCACAGCUUUCAUUAAGGAUGUUGAGAAAUCGUUUGUGUCAUGGAGUUGUGGGGAGGGUGAGUUGUUAAAUCCUGCACAAUGUAUGCAACAGUUGCUUGAGCAAGUUAGGAGGCAUAGAGUUAAUAUUGAUGGGAAUGUUUGCACUGUGAUUGUCACCACUUUAGUUUUGGAGAGUUGGCAGAGGAAACUUGAUCCGGAGUAUGAUGUGAUGAACACAUUGCAAAAUAUUUUAUUUAAAACCGAUUUGGUGGAGUCUCUUUUCUAUACAAUUGAAGGCCUCAUGGCUCCAUAAAAAAAAAAAGGUGCAAUCCCUCACUAUAAAAACAUAUUCAUGUCAUUUUUGUUCUUUUUGAAUUCUACAAUGUAAUGUAAUAAUAAUCCUCAUGAAUUAAAAAAAGAAAAACAAAGUACUACAUGAUAUUGUUAUGUUGUAAGAA
Messenger RNA from Lactuca saligna, 2271 nucleotides. The record is from the annotation of a GenBank genome assembly. Lineage: Eukaryota; Viridiplantae; Streptophyta; Magnoliopsida; Asterales; Asteraceae.